Molecule: messenger RNA, 684 nt
Organism: Heterocephalus glaber (naked mole-rat)
Lineage: Eukaryota; Metazoa; Chordata; Mammalia; Rodentia; Bathyergidae
Gene: Magoh
Product: mago homolog, exon junction complex subunit
Biological process (GO): RNA splicing
Cellular component (GO): catalytic step 2 spliceosome; nucleus; exon-exon junction complex
Source: RefSeq, a predicted model, not a curated record
CUUUUGACGUCAUUUCCGCACGCCGCCAAACGUCAGUGUCAGGCGCGGGUUUGGGUGGUGUGGUUUGGUCCUAAAGUUCGGUCUCGGAUGUUCUUUGCGAGCUAUGGAGAGUGACUUUUAUCUGCGUUACUACGUGGGUCACAAAGGCAAGUUCGGUCACGAGUUCCUGGAGUUCGAGUUCCGACCCGAUGGGAAAUUGAGAUAUGCCAACAACAGCAAUUACAAAAAUGAUGUUAUGAUCAGAAAAGAGGCCUAUGUACAUAAAAGUGUGAUGGAGGAACUGAAGAGAAUAAUUGAUGACAGUGAAAUUACCAAAGAGGAUGACGCUUUGUGGCCUCCUCCUGACCGAGUAGGCCGGCAGGAGCUUGAAAUCGUCAUUGGAGAUGAACACAUUUCUUUCACAACAUCAAAAAUUGGUUCUCUUAUUGAUGUCAAUCAGUCCAAGGACCCAGAAGGCUUAAGAGUAUUUUAUUAUCUUGUCCAGGACCUGAAGUGUUUGGUCUUCAGUCUUAUUGGAUUACACUUUAAGAUUAAACCAAUUUAGAUUGGAUAUUGGACAUGAGGGGGGUAGGAAUAGUUUUUAAUUACCAUUAUCAGGAAAUUUUUGUGUAUAUCAAGGCAAUAUUUUUUAUAAGCUAUAGUCUAAUAAAUGAUAAAAAUCCAAUUUUUGUUAUUUUUAAAAGA